CAAUUUAUGGCUGUAAAAAGAUAUGAAAAGCUGGAUUUGCGAAAAUAUAACCUUUGACCCAUGAUGUCAUCGAAAAUGGCUGACAAGAAAGCGAGGGAAAGCGGGCGACUUCGAGACGCGGACAAGAGAAGAGUGAUCGACAGCGUCACACGACUAAAGCGACAACGGCGGCAAAUAGAGAACCUGGAAAGAGACAACUUCCACGACGACCCACAUGCGAAUCUUGUCUUAGUCAACAAAAAACUGCCACAGUUCAGUGAUACCAACGACUCACCUGCUACAAAGAAGAAGAAGAAAACAAGAGGAGAUCAUUUUAAGCAGAGGUUCAGAAAAAACUUUCAAACAUUGUUAGAGGAAGAGCAACUCAGCAUAAGAGGAGGACCUAACUACCUCACAGCACAGGUGCCACCAUCCGAGUAUCCUGAGAGAAAGUUCUGUGCAGUGUGUGGCUUCCCCUCCAACUACACCUGUGUCACCUGUGGUGCCAGGUACUGCUGUGUCAGGUGUUUAGGAACACAUCAGGAUACAAGGUGCCUGAAGUGGACAGUGUAAUGUCAAGUCAACUUGUAAAUAAGGCUCCUGGGCUGGAGGUGUGAGAUGAGUGGUCAAGUCAAGUCUGUUUUUGCAAGGAAUGCCACAACAGCAUCACAUCCUUCAAGACACAAGUCAUGAUAACAAACGUCCUCCACAAUGUUGCAACAUUACAAUGACAGAAAUUUUUGCAUUCCAGAAAACUUGGAUGUUAUAAAACUGUAAGAAGAUUGAUGUAGAUCUGAUGGGCAAACAAGAGAGAGUUUUUCAGAAAACAUAGUUAAAGUCUGCAACCAGCAUUUUGCGAGACAUCAUAUGGACACUAACAUGGAGGCACAUACAGCUAUUUGCAUUCUAGUGUUGCUCAUUCAUUUUUGUACAUUUACUUUUAGUAGAGAUCUUCUGACCCUCUCUCUCAAUGAAUUGUGUAUGUCUCAAAGAACAGAAUAUCAGAAGACUGCAUAAAACCUGCCAAUGAAAUUUUACAAUGCUGUGUACAUAUAGGCACCAAUGUGCCCACUUUAUUGAUAUGAAAAGUUAGUAAAACUCUGAAUAUAUGACACACUAUGCCACAGUCUUUGUGUACGUGUCUGUUCUGUUGCAAUAGUACAUGAAGCAAUAAUAUAGAUUCUGAUCAAUAUAAGAUCAAUGAGUUACAUGAUUUCCAUUAGAUGUUGCCAUGUCUUUUUUGCUUACAAAUUUUUGUGGUUUAAUACCCAUAUGGAUACCCAUAAUGCUGUAACAAGCCCCUAGUCAAUAAUUUUACACU
Messenger RNA from Branchiostoma belcheri (Belcher's lancelet), 1300 nucleotides. Its product is annotated as zinc finger HIT domain-containing protein 1-like. The transcript has 6 exons. Gene Ontology annotation, biological process: chromatin remodeling. NCBI's taxonomy places the organism in Eukaryota, Metazoa, Chordata, Leptocardii, Amphioxiformes, Branchiostomatidae. Gene Ontology annotation, molecular function: nucleosome binding. Gene Ontology annotation, cellular component: Swr1 complex. Bases 61 to 552 code for a protein of 163 amino acids. The record is from RefSeq and is a predicted model, not a curated record.